Messenger RNA from Physcomitrium patens, 2021 nucleotides. RefSeq names its product zinc finger transcription factor YY1. Gene Ontology annotation, molecular function: DNA-binding transcription factor activity, RNA polymerase II-specific; RNA polymerase II cis-regulatory region sequence-specific DNA binding. Gene Ontology annotation, biological process: regulation of transcription by RNA polymerase II. Gene Ontology annotation, cellular component: chromatin; PcG protein complex; transcription regulator complex. The record is from RefSeq and is a predicted model, not a curated record. NCBI's taxonomy places the organism in Eukaryota, Viridiplantae, Streptophyta, Bryopsida, Funariales, Funariaceae.
GUCGCCACGCGAGAGAGAAGGGCAGCGAUGGUGCCUUCCUCCUCCUGCGAAGAAGACGACGACGACGAGGAAGAAGAAGAAGAAAACGAGGAAUUAAAGGAAGAGGAAGAGAGGCUUGUCUGCCUGCGUGUGCUUGAUUGGGAUGGAAUAUUUUGCUCAGUUAGGUUGUUGAAACUGUCUGGACGAUGAGGAGGAGGAGGAGGAGUCAGGAAUUUGGAGUGUGGUGUUGCUGAGGGACGGACGGAAAGGAAGGAAGGAAGGAAGAUUUGAGGAGGAGGAGGGAGUGAGAAACCAUGUUUCACAUUGAACAAUCCUCACUGCCGGACCACCACUCUGACAUAGCGAUGGCGCUUGCGGCGUCGCAACAGCAGCACCACAAUCAGAUUCUGCAGCAGCAGCAAGUGCACCUUCUUCAGCAGCAACAUAUUCUGCAGCAGCAACAGAUACAGUUCCUGCAGCAGCAGCAGCAGCUGCAACUCCAGCAGCUGCAGCCGGUUUAUUUCCCUCCUCCUCCGAGGAAGUGGGUCAAGCGGUGGGUGCCUCAAGAUACCGUCCUGAAUCAAGGGAAGCUGUCGAUAUUGAAAUGGGUGACGGAGGACAUGGUGGCUCAAUUCACAGGCAUGGCAGCUGCUAUGGAAGAGCAAGAGGCAGAAGAAGAAAAUGAGAUUUUGUAUUUGUGUACUUUUGAAGGCUGUGGUAAAGGGUUUGCAGACCCGGGUAGUUUGCGGAAGCAUGCACAUACUCACGGAGAAAAGCAAUUUAUCUGUCACUAUGAUGGAUGUGGCAAGCGUUUCGUCGACAGCUCAAAGCUGAAAAGACAUUUUCUGAUUCAUACGGGGGAGAAGCAUUUUGUUUGUCCAUUUGAAGGCUGUGGCAAGGCAUUCUCAUUAGAUUUUAAUCUUCGCUCACACAUGCGCACGCACACUGGGGAGAAUUAUCAUGCUUGCCCUUACGAGGACUGUGGGAAGCGAUACGCUCAUGAAUACAAGCUCAGAGCCCACAUGAGGAAUCAUCAUGACAAGAGUAUACCUGAAAUGACUCCACCGCCCAUGCACAUGGAAAGAGAUAGGGAAAGAGAUCAGGAGCUUGAAAUGAGCAGAGAGAGGGAUCGGGAUAUGGACCGAGAACGAGAAAGAGAAAUGGAGAAGGAGAGGGAGAUUGCACCAGUCGGAAGGCCCAGGAGUGGGCCUCCCCGCCAGGAUGUCAAUGCCUCGGACAGGCCAUUUGCGUGUCGGUACCCCGGAUGUACCAAGCGCUACAUUCAUGAGUACAAACUAAACCUCCACUUACGGAAUUCACACGCCGAUGAGAACCCUGAAUUCGGAGAAGAACCGAUUGGGAGAGGCGACAGUGAUGGAGAGGAUGACAUUGACGAUGGCAGCAUGCAAGGCACGCCUGCAAGAGCAGCAGCCACUGCAAGAGGCUCUGGAAGGGGGAAGCUGAAAAUCAUCCCCAAAAGGGAUCCUGCAAAACAGCAGAGGAGAGGACACCUCAAGGCACAGAAGGAAGUAGACUUGAACCUGAGGGUGAGGACACUUCCCAGCGAAACUCUACCUACUUACUGGCGAGGGGGUCAAGUGAAACAUACCGCACCAGACGAUAGCGAAGAAACGGAAGACGAGGAUGCUGAAAAUACUGAGGACGAAGGGUAUAGGUAUUACAAUGGCAGGGGAGAGGGAGCCAUGGCGGUUGAUGAUGAGGACACCGAAGAUGACGGUGACCAAUGACUGCUAGCUUUGCAGCUCCUUUUUCUUAUACUAAGGAAUGGAUUCACAAGGAAAGUAUCAACAAGUCGAACAUUGUAUGGAGGCGUAGAUUGCCUUGCCUUAUCACAUAGUAGUUGGGCCGGAUUUCUACCUUCGGUCCCAUUGUGGCUUACGCCAUGUUAAUGAGACGAUUCCCUUGGAAAUCUGAUGCGAAAAGACAAGAUCCAAGGUCUUGGACUGUGUACCACAUUGUUCUUGUCAAUGAUAAUACCGCUCGUUAUACCGACCAUUUGUGCGGCGGAGGUUUCAGCAGAU